UCUGACCUUGAGAUACAUGUACAUUAUUAGCAGUAGGAAUCACUUUGUAUAAAUUCACCUGCAUGGCUGUUUGCAUGUAUUCAUAGAAAUGGAUUUCAGCAAACAAUCUCAAGUCAUAGUCUUGAGUGGCAUUGUUAUUUUUCUUACCCUUCUAUGGAGGAUCUUAAGUAGUAGGUAUUCUAGGAGCCACAAGAAAGAUUACGCUCUCCCAGAACCUCCUGGGGCAUGGCCAAUUAUCGGUCACCUUCAUCUUCUGGGAGCCAACAAGCUAUUCCAUCGUUUAUUGGGAGACAUGGCAGAUGAACUUGGACCCAUCUUCUCGUUACGACUAGGAAGUCGGAAAGCUCUUGUGGUAAGUAGCUGGGGAGUUGCGAGAGAAUGCUUUACAGUGCACGACAAGGCCUUUGCCAACCGUCCAACAACAGUAGCUGUGAAGAUCAUGGGAUAUAAGGAUUCUAUGAUUGGAUAUCUUCCUAAUGGCGCACAUUGGCUUAAUCUACGUAAGCUAGCCGUUGUUGAGCUCCUAUCCAACCGCAGACUUGACAAGCUCAAACAUAUUCCUGAAUCAGAAGUGAAUUUAUUUGUCAGGGGGCUUUAUGAUCUAUGGAAAGGAAAAGGAGAGGGAAGCAUGCUUGUAGUGGAAUUGACAGAAAAAUUUAAGGACCUAACGAUGAAUAUAAUGGUGAGAAUGUUGGCAGGAAAGAGUUAUUUUGGAAAUGGUGAGUGUAAAAAUGAAGAGUCGAAAGAGAUCCAGAAGGGAUUAGAGGAUUAUUUGAAUAUGGCAGGGCUAUUUAUGGUAUCUGAUGCAGCUCCGCUGUUUGGUUGGAUAGAUUCACUAACAGGAUACAAGGGAAAAAUGAAGAAGACAACAGCAGUGAUGGAUAACUUACUUGAGGGAUGGGUGAAGGAGCAUAAACAGACCAGGAAACUUUCAUUGAUCAAUGAAUCGGAGCAAGACUUUAUUCAUGUUAUGCUGUCUAUCAUGGAAUCUGAUCCAGAUGCCCAGAUUUCCGACACAACCAUAAAGGGCACUUGCCUGACUCUCCUUUUAGGCGGAUACGACACAGCAAUGGUCACACUUACAUGGACAGUCUCAUUGCUACUCAACAACCGUCACGUGCUAAGAAAAGUUCAAGAUGAAUUGGACAAGCAUGUCGGAAGAGCUCGCCAAGUAAAUGAAUCAGAUAUGAAUAAUCUACCUUACUUGCAAGCCAUUGUUAAGGAAACAUUACGAUUAUACCCAGCUGCACCACUUAAUGUACCGCACGAAGCUAGAGAAGAUUGCACUGUCGCAGGCUUCCAUAUUUCAGCUGGCACACUCUUGCUUGUAAACCUCUGGAAGUUGCAACGUGACCCGAGCAUCUGGUCCGAUCCCCUCGAGUUUCGACCCGAGAGGUUCGUUGAAAAAGAUGUUGAUAUUGAAAUGUGGGGGCAGAAUUUCGAACUCAUACCGUUUGGAUCAGGAAGGAGAGCAUGCCCUGGUAGCACAUUCGCCAUCCGAGUUUUGCACUUGACACUGGCUCAGUUGCUUCAUGGGUUUGAGCUGGGAACUGUUUCGGACUUGCCUAUUGAUAUGACUGAAGGUUCAGGAAUUACUAUGCCAAAGUUGACACCGCUUGAAGUUACGUUCAAGCCCCGGCUGGCUCCAUCUCUCUACGUAUGAAGCACUGAUUUCACGUACAGGUCUCCAUAUUUAGUUUAUUAAUAAUAAUUAAUAAGCUCCUUUGUCGUUUACGGGGCCGUAUUCAGUAAGUAGAUAUUUAGCUUGCAAGUUUUUCCCAUUUACUUGAAUGGAUUUUUCUUGUUUUAAGCGCAUAGGAUUAGGAUUUAUAUGCAGUCCACUAUAAGUUUAGUACUGUAGUUUUCUAUUUCAUAUAUUUGCGCGUACAUGGUAGGCGUAAAAGAUUUAAGACUCGGUGGAUCUGGAGAACUUAUAAUUUUGAAAAUCUAUCAG
Molecule: messenger RNA, 1954 nt
Organism: Daucus carota subsp. sativus
Lineage: Eukaryota; Viridiplantae; Streptophyta; Magnoliopsida; Apiales; Apiaceae
Product: cytochrome P450 CYP82D47
Exons: 2
Coding region: 89-1663 (524 amino acids)
Molecular function (GO): oxidoreductase activity, acting on paired donors, with incorporation or reduction of molecular oxygen; iron ion binding; monooxygenase activity
Source: RefSeq, a predicted model, not a curated record